Fusarium coffeatum is the source of this 801-nucleotide messenger RNA. RefSeq lists its product as uncharacterized. NCBI's taxonomy places the organism in Eukaryota, Fungi, Ascomycota, Sordariomycetes, Hypocreales, Nectriaceae. The coding region runs from base 1 to 801 and encodes 266 amino acids. The transcript has a single exon. The record is from RefSeq and is a predicted model, not a curated record.
AUGAAGUUCAUAACCUCUACCCUUCUAUUCAGCGCUUUGUGCUCUGCACAGCGAUAUACUUAUACCACCCGCACAAUGACACAAUGCUUCAGCACCACGCAAGAAAGCUUCGGUCCUGCAACGCCUACACAAGGCACAGACAACUACUACACUGUCGAGAUGCCUGAGUGUCAAGACUGUGGAUGCACGGACUGUGCUUAUACAAAUACUUAUACAACAACACUCGAUGUCUUUGUUCCUACUGGCAUCGCCCAGUUUCCUUACUCUGUCAAGGAGGUUUACCGGGGCAUGUCGGCUAUGCCAGCUGAUGCUACACCGACUGCUGUUCCUUACGGAUUCACCUCUGGUGUUGAGACGUGUAACAACUGUGGUGAUGAGCCUGUUACUGCAACAAUGACUUAUCCCCGUGGCGGUUCACCAUACCAAGAAUCUGUUCCCACAGGGACACCUGCUACAUCAGGCUUUGAGCGUCCUUCAACAUUGAGGACCCAAGUAUCUGGUUCAGAAGCCACCGAUGCCCCUACGACUGCUCUUCUGGAGAACACUAUUCUCGAGCACAAGGUCAUCGAGUACAAGGGUCAAGGUCCAGUACCUGGCUCUUCCAACUUUGCCAACCUUGGCCUUCAAGGCGACUCUGAUGACGACUUGAAUAGUUCUGGUGGCUUAUCCACAAAUAUCAAGAGCUACGCCAAGAUGAGAGAUACCGCACCUUCGAAAGAUGCCGAUGGUGCAGCUAUGGGAAGACGACCGCCUGCUGGUGUUGCGGUGGCUGUUCUUUUGCCUAUAGCUUUACUACUGUAA